Messenger RNA from Limulus polyphemus (Atlantic horseshoe crab), 635 nucleotides. RefSeq names its product probable ATP-dependent RNA helicase DDX10. Gene Ontology annotation, biological process: rRNA processing. Lineage: Eukaryota; Metazoa; Arthropoda; Merostomata; Xiphosura; Limulidae. The record is from RefSeq and is a predicted model, not a curated record. Gene Ontology annotation, cellular component: nucleus. Gene Ontology annotation, molecular function: ATP binding; nucleic acid binding. The annotation marks the transcript as partial. The transcript is spliced from 6 exons.
AUGGCAUAGAUCCUGGAGCUACUAUAUAGAGAGAGGUGGACACGAUAUGAUGGCUUAGGAGCCCUUAUUAUCACACCUACUAGAGAACUAGCUUACCAGAUCUUUGAAGUGUUGCGAAAAAUUGGAAUAAAUCAUGAUUUUUCUGCAGGAUUAAUUAUAGGUGGAAAGGACUUGAAGUUUGAGCGACAGCGAAUGGACAAGUGUAACAUUGUAAUAUGUACUCCUGGUCGCCUGCUACAACAUAUGGACGAGAAUCCAUUGUUUGACUCUAGCAAUCUUAAAGUUUUGGUUUUGGAUGAAGCUGACAGAAUAUUGGACCUUGGUUUUCAAAAAACAGUGAAUGCCAUAAUUGAAAAUCUUCCCCAGGAUAGGCAGACUCUUCUGUUCUCAGCAACUCAGACUAAAUCUGUGAAAGACUUGGCUCGACUCAGUUUGAAGAAUCCUGUCUAUGUUUCUGUGCAUGAAAAUGCCAAACACAGCACACCAGAAGCUUUGAAGCAGAGUUAUAUUGUGUGUGAACUUCAUGAAAAAAUUAACCUGCUGUGGUCCUUCAUCAGAAACCAUCUGAAGCAGAAAAUAUUAGUGUUUAUGUCCAGUUGUAAACAGGUAAGGUUAACAUGUAAUUUUAACAAAAG